Molecule: messenger RNA, 1224 nt
Organism: Ambispora gerdemannii
Lineage: Eukaryota; Fungi; Glomeromycota; Glomeromycetes; Archaeosporales; Ambisporaceae
Source: the annotation of a GenBank genome assembly
AUGGCUAAUAUUUUGUCUAAUAUUGUCAGCUACGAAACUGAUACAGAAAAUAACGAGUUCGAAAAAGACGACGAGCAACCAAUUUGUGGCAUCAUAAUCGAGGAAAUAAAGAGUAAAAGUGUGGAUGAUGAAGAGAAGCGAAAAAUGAUUGAACUCUUGCAACGAUUCGAACGAGAAGGUGAUGAAAUGGCGGCAGAAGAAAUGAUGGAUGAGGCUGACGAGGAGGUUGAAAAUAACGAGGAUUUGACUGAAAGAUUUAAAAAUUUGGAUAUCGAGUCGGUUUCUUUUGAGACGAUAUGGAGUCGUUUAAAUGCACGCGAGAGAGAAAAAAUAGAACAAGAAUUCGAGAAAAUUUCCCGAACGGGCAAAAUGGGAGAUUUAACGACAGAAAUUGCUUCAGAGAUAAAAUUAUGGCAACCUUGGUGGGUAACCACACAAGGUGAUACAAUGCAGUCAACCAAAAUACAGAGUUUAGAAGGGGAAGAAGAAACAAGAAGGAAUUCGCAUGAACUGUCAAUUCUUGAAAAUAUUCAACCGUUGGAAGAAUUGACGAAAACUCCGCCAGAUCCAGCUAUCGUAUUCCAUUUGGUGAAUAUUUUAUUCGCGUAUGCUCAUACAUGUCGAUAUUUGAACGGAGAGAUCUUCGAGGAUUCACAAGGAACUUGUCAUAUUCUCUGGGAUUUAUCCUCGAGUUUGUCUUCGAAAACAACUUUUGUCUAUGAAAAUGUAUCUGAGGCUAUCUCAGAGAAUUUGCGGACUAUUGCUGAGAAACCCAAAUAUACGCAAUCACCCGAAUUCAUGAUAACUGUGCUCAAAGACUUGAUGGAUAUCCUUACGUCUGCUAACAACGUCCUUAAAGCUCUUACUGAUCUUCAUGAUCUUUUUCAUAAUAUUAGUUCUACAAGUCCUGAUACUGCUGCUGUUAAUACUUCUCUAACCCAAAAGAAUCAGCAAUCGCGCAGAGAAAGAAAACAAGCUUUUCUCUCAGAGAAGAAAAUCUAUUUCUAUUUGGUCUACGUCAAUUCUGUAUUGAAAGAAAAUAUCGAGCUCUUGGAAGGACUCAAGUACGCCGUGGAGCUGGAUCGACAUACGCGUAGACGAGAGUUGCAAGAAUUCUGCAAAGGAAAAGCAAUAAUGGAGCAAUAUUUAAGAGGUGGCAAAAGGGAACAAGCAAAAGAUAAUUUGAUUGAAGUGCUUACUUACCAAUCUUCUUCCAAAGAAUAA